Candida albicans SC5314 is the source of this 4473-nucleotide messenger RNA. It is a transcript of the gene TSC2, whose product is annotated as Tsc2p. The coding region runs from base 1 to 4473 and encodes 1490 amino acids. The transcript has a single exon. Lineage: Eukaryota; Fungi; Ascomycota; Pichiomycetes; Serinales; Debaryomycetaceae. Gene Ontology annotation, cellular component: nucleus; TSC1-TSC2 complex; cytoplasm. Gene Ontology annotation, biological process: positive regulation of GTPase activity; negative regulation of TOR signaling; regulation of small GTPase mediated signal transduction. The record is from RefSeq and is a predicted model, not a curated record. Gene Ontology annotation, molecular function: GTPase activator activity.
AUGUCUACAUAUCACCCUAGUUUUGGCUCUUCAGGAGGAGGGAUUGGAAGUGUUUUCAAAUCCAUCACUAAAUCAUUUAAACAAUCAUCUUCUACCAAACGAGUCCCCGUUACUAUCAAUCCAACAGUUGUAGGAGGUGGACAAGAUUUACAAAAUCUUAUUGAUCAAUUACAAACAUCAUCAUCAUCAAGUGUUAAAUUACAAGCCAUUAAAAAAUUAAUUGAAUCAAUUCAAAAUUAUCUGAUAUCAUCGGUUCCGGAAAUAUGGUACGUUGCUCGUAAUAAUUGUGAUAUUAAAAUUAUAAAACAUUCACGAGAUCUUCGACGAGCAACAUUAGAAUUAUUAAAUGCAUGUAUAGAAAAAGAUGAUUUAACAUCGGUAGGGACUAGAAUACGAUAUUUUAAUGAUAUUUUUAAAAAUUGUAUGUUUCAAGAUAAUAAUAACAAUAACAAGUUUGAUCCUGAUUUUGAUUUAUUUUUGAAAGCUUUAUUAGUGUUAACUGGUGAAGGUAGAGAUAUUCAUGAUUUUAUAAUCUAUGAAGAUAGAAAUAAUUUAUAUAUUUUCUUGGAGAAUUGUUUAACUGCUGCGGUUGAACUACUGGCAUUAUACAAGUUUCAAACUGACACUAAAGAUAUUGAAAUCAAAGAGAAUGAUAAGAAAUUUGCUAAUAUAUAUGGAGUCAUUGAAUUUACAAGAAAUUGUAUCAAAUUCAAUUAUACUGUUUUCAGCGAGGGUAUGAUGAUUUGGAUAAUUAAUAAAAUUAUUGAAACUAAAUCUGAUAAUAAAUUAAUAUUAUUAGCCAUUAUCGAUAUUAUCAACUCAUUAUCAAUAUAUGGCCAAGCUCCCAAACAAUGUAUACCACAAAUGAUUAAGUUUUUGGCAACGAUUUAUGGACUGAGUUUAGAUAAUAGUCUCAGUUUAUCAGUAUGGAAUUGUGUUAAGAAUCUUUGUCAUGAUCAUAAUUAUCGUGACAUUAUAAAUUCAUUAUGUGACAAUAUUCAUAGCUCCGAUAUAAAUCUUUACAAAAUUGAUGUUGUUGAAGGAAUAAAACCAGUGUAUGCAUGUACUGGAUCAAUAAAAUUGAUAAGAAAUUUCCAAGUUCAAUCAGGUUUAUCAAGGAAUGAAAAUAUUUUUGAAAUUCUGCAAGUUCAAAUAUUAAAUUCAUUUAAAAUGGCAUUAAAUUUUGGGAUAAAUAUUAUAAAUUCAGUUUUUUUGGAUUGUAUUGAUAGAUUAUUAGCUAAAGAUUCGUAUUUGGAUAAUUUUGGAGUUUCAUUUAAUGAUUCAAUUGAUAAAAUAUUUCCAUUUCAAUUAUGGUAUUCAUCAUCUAAUUCAAUGUAUGAUAUUUUCAAUUUAUUAAAAGUGGAAACUGAACAAGACAAAAGUUGUUUCCAAAGUAUAUGUAUAUCAUUACAAUCAUUAUAUGAAAGUCAAGAAUUGUUUACUCCAAAAGAUAAAUUGAUCAAUUUUUUCACAAAUUAUAUUGAAUAUUUACCACUUAAUACUGUUAUAUUUGUUUUACAAUAUUAUUCAGAUAGUAAAAUGUGCAGUUUACUUAAUCCGUUUUGGCGAGAAAAUUCUAUGAAAUUAUUAAAUCAUUUUUAUUUACCUAGUGAUAUUGAUGUGACAGUGAAAAUGAGGUGUAUUCAAGUCAUAUUGGAUGCUUAUAACACUUCAGUUGCAAUAUUUAACGAUAAUGAUAUCAAAUAUGAAAUUAUUCUAGAAAUAGCGAAAAGGUCAUUACGUGAAACAAAUGAAGAGUUGUUAAGGUAUUUGAUUAAUAACUUAUUUGGUGUUGUUUUUUUGAAAUGUCCCAAUCCUGUAUUUAUUCAAUUAAUGACUGUUUUUCUUCCCUUAUUUCAACCUCAAAUACCACCACCACCAAAAUCCCUGCAUCUGGUUUUUGAAGGUCUGAUCACUCUGAGUUUUGUAACUUCGACACGUGUACUGGGAACCGUUCAAGAACAUGGAAGUAUCGAAUUCACCGAAGCUAUAACUAAAUUAUUAUGUACAACAUUUAUUAAGGCAACUCCGGAAAGAGCUCAAGAAUGUUAUAAUUUUUUGAUACAAAUAGCCAAUUUAUCAAAACAUAAUUGUAAUAUAUUAUUGAUAAUUGCUAAAUGUUUAGUUCGAAUUAGAACUACUACAGAAAACUACAUUUAUUUCACUCAACCUAGUGAUAUGGCAGGUUUAGCAUUAGCAUUCCGUCGAGAUAAUUCAACCACAUGUUCUGGUAAUACAAAUGUACUGUGGGUAUACCCGGAAACAGUAGAUUAUUUACCUGAAGAAUUGUUUGAUUCCCCCAAUAGAAGCUUAUUAUUAUCAAGAGUUGAUAAUGGAAAUGUUGAUGAUUUGGGAAGUGAUAAAUAUUAUAUUGAUAUUCAAAAGUGGCUUCAAUUAGUUUUAUUUAUAAUGGAUCAAUAUAUUGAUUGGGAAAUAUAUUCAUAUGUUUGGGCCCAUUUUGUUAGUCAAUUAUCCAAUACUCAAUUAUUUUAUGAUUGUGAUUUAGAAAUUAAUGAACUUCGUAAAAUCAUAUGCUAUCAAUUAACAUUGAAUUUACCCACCAAUAUUAAAUUACCUCAUAAAACAACACCAACAACAACAACAACAACAACAACAGCAGCAACAACAAAUGUGAACAUUGAAGUGACAAAGGCAGAUUUACAAGUUGUUUUCGUUAGAAGUUUAUCUUCACUUACAGGAUAUUUCAAUAAAUUCACUAAACCAGAUCAAGAUCAAAUAGUUAAUAGUUUAAUAUUUGGAUUAGGAUCUUGGGAUAAAACUGCUGUUCCAUGUAUUAAUAUUUUGACGGUUUGUUGUUAUGAAAUUCCAUUAUCAAUUAAAAAAUAUUUGAAUUCAAUUUUAACAAAAUUACAAACAAGAAUAACUAGUGCUAAUGCUGCUGCUCAUUCACUUGAAUUUUUAAUAUCAUUAUCACAACUUCCUAAUUUAACAACUAAUUUUACUAUUGAAGAUUUUAAACAAGGAUUUGGAAUUGCAUUUAAAUAUAUUCAAUAUGCCAUAGAUUUAGAAAAAAGAUCACACCAACAACAACAACAACAACAACAAGGACAUCUGCAGCUGGCGCAAAUAAUUCAACAACAUGGAGUUGAUGCUGAUGUUGAAGAAACUCCACUGACACAACAACAAACAAUUACUCCAAUUCUUUCCGAGUAUAUAUUAAUGUUAUCGUAUCAUAUUAUUGCCAGUUGGUUUGUUACAUUAAGAAUGAGUGAUCGAGUUGAAUUACAACAAUUUAUUAUUAAGAAUUUGAAAUUAUGCAGUGAAAUUAAUGAAAAUUUACAAGAUCAAACAAUUGGAUUUCUUGAUUUUAUUAAAAAAUUUACAUCGAGUGAUUUACCAUUAGAAAUGAGAUUACCUGGGAAUAAUAACAACAAACGUAGUAGUAGUAGUACUACUACUACUAAUACUAGUAUAUGUAAUAGAUGGAUGGUUGAUAAUUUGGUGGUAUCGAUUGAAACAGAACCAUUUAGUGGAGAUACUGAAUUAAUAAUUCGUAAACCCACGGGGAUUUCUAAAUUUAAUAUUACUUUAGAUCAUCCUUCUUCAUUGAACAAUACAUCACCCAUGGUAUUACCAAAUUAUUUUUUACUGCAAUUAGUUGAAAGUAAUACCGAUCCCAUCCUUAUACCGGAUGAUGUGAAUACUAAUAGAGCAAUAUCGGUAUUAGAUCGAAUUCCUAGUGUUGAAUUCCAUAAAAUUGGGAUAAUUUAUAUUGGUAAAAAUCAAAUCACUGAAAAUGAAGUUUUGAAUAAUAAAAUUGGAUCAAUUGAUUAUCAAAAAUUUUUGAGUAAUAUUGGUGAUUUAAUUAAAUUACAAGGAUGUAAAAGGAUUUAUACUGGUGGAUUAGAUACAGAGAAUAAUAUUGAUGGAGAAUUUACAAGGUAUUGGCGAGGAAAAUAUAUUCAAAUUAUAUUCCAUGUUGCCACUAUGAUGAAUAAUAAUGAACAAAUUUUGGGAGAAAAUCAAAAUGAUGAAUUAAGUGAUAUGGAUAUUCAACGAAUGAUAGAUUUGAAAAAAAGACAUAUUGGUAAUAAUCAUGUUAAUAUAUUUUUUGAUGAAUCCGGUCAUGAAUUUAAUUUUAAUUUAAUUAAAAGUCAAUUCAAUUUCCUAAGUAUUGUUAUUACUCCUCAUACUUAUUUUCAAGAUUACUAUAACAACAACUUACCAGUUUCUUCUACAGAAGAUAAAAAACAGCAGUUGUCGGAAAAAUAUUUCAAAGUGAAAAUGUAUCGACGUGGUGGUGUACCUUCAUUUUGUGGGAUAUCUCAUUUUAAAUUAAUUAGUGAAAAAGAAUUACCAGUAUUCAUAAGAUCAACAAGUUUAUUAGCAAGUAUAUUUGCAAAUGUUUGGCAUGGUAGUAAAAAUGUUUGGUCUCAAAGAGUUAAACAAUUGAAACUUAUAUCGUCAUAUACGUUGCCCCAACUGAAUUCAACAACGGCGGGGGCCGUAUAA